This is a messenger RNA of Fusarium vanettenii 77-13-4, 990 nucleotides long. RefSeq lists its product as uncharacterized. The transcript is spliced from 3 exons. Lineage: Eukaryota; Fungi; Ascomycota; Sordariomycetes; Hypocreales; Nectriaceae. The record is from RefSeq and is a predicted model, not a curated record. The coding region runs from base 1 to 990 and encodes 329 amino acids.
AUGUCCUCUCAAAAGCUCAUCGUCAUCCUCGGAGCCACUGGCAACCAAGGCGGCUCCGUUGCAACCACGUUCCUCCAAGACCCUGACUGGAAAGUCCGCGCCCUGACCCGAAAUGCCUCAAGCGCCAAAGCUCAAGCCCUCGCAUCUCGCGGUGCUGAAGUCGUCGAGGCAGAUAUUGACAAGCCGUCUACUCUCACGGCUGCAUUUAAGGACGCCAACACCAUCUUUGCCGUCAGCGACUUUUGGGGUCUGUACGGAGACCCUGCCAACAAGGAAAAGGCCAAGCCGGGGCAGGCUCUUAAUGAGUGGGCUGGUGAACAUGAGACGCAGCAGCUCAAGAACGUCAUCGAUGAGGCUGCCAAGGUCUCGACUCUUGAGCGGCUCAUCAUCUCUUCUCUCUCGGAUGCGACAAGGUGGUCCCAGGGAAAGUACACGCACGUAUACCACUUUGACUCCAAGGCCAGGGCUGUUGUGUAUGCGGAGAAGACCUACCCCGAGCUUUGGGCCAAGACCAGUGUCUAUCAGGCAGGUCUCUUCCUAAGCAACUUUGUCCAGAACCCCCUUACCCAACCUAUCAAGGCAAUUGUCCAGUUCAUCGGACACAUCGAACAAGACGUCAAGCUCCCUUUCAUCGCUGCCGAAGAAGACUCCGGCCCCUUUGUCAAGGCUCUCCUGCAGCAACCCGCAGGCGUCAACCUCAUCGGCUACAGAGAAUGGAUCUCUCCCCGCGAGGCUGCUGAUGCGCUUACGAGGGUCACGGGUCUCAAGACAGAAGUCGUCACCCUCCCCAAGGGCCAUUUCCCUCCUGGCAUUCCUGAAGACUUGAAGGCUGAGCUUGAGGAUAACUUUGCUUACUUUAAUGAGUUUGGUUACGAGGGCAGAGAUGAUCCUAGUCUGACUCAUCCCCGAGACUUGAAGUUUCCCCCAUCCCUUGAGACCUCUGAGGACUAUUUCAAGAAGCAGGAUUGGAACAAGGUCUUUGGUGCUUGA